AGCGGUUUCUCAUGAUUUCGAACUACCUACCGUGUACCUACCGUAAUCUAAAAAAUGGCGGCAAUAUCGAAAAGUAUGAUGAGACCGCUAAUUAUUCUACUCUUCACCAUAUUUUCUGUUUCUGCUGUCUCACUCAAUACCCACUGGGAAGAUCAGGACACAAAGUGGUUGACACUAGUUCUUGAGGAUAUUCUUGUGUUGAAGUCGGACAGUCUUAUUCCUCUACAUUAUGCUACAAGCACAUUGAAGCUCUUGAAAGUGCAACCGUCCGAGGAAGCUGCUUUUGCCGCUUGUGAAGCAGCUCAGAAAGCGGAUGUCACUGAACUUGAUAACCUCUAUGAUGCAGCCUCUAUCACAGGUGAUCUCCCGGACUGCACUUUGCCUGACGUAUCAGGGGCAAAAAAGCUCAUCGAUGGUGUGAUUACCGAAAUCACCCCAAAUGGUGAAAGAAUUUACCGAGCUCUUCGUACGGCUGAAAGAUUGAAUAUCAAGGUGAAUCAGGAAGCAUUUGAUAAAAUCUUGGCUGAAGCCAUGAAAGAUGACAAUCCACUCAAUUUGGGAUGGGUUAUGAAUGCCGCAGCUCUUUUGAACAAACCUUUGACGACGAAAUAUUUUGACAAAAUCAAGAACCUGGUUGCACAGGCCGACGAAGUAAAUAAGAAGUUCCUUCAGUUCGAGGGAGGUCUCAUUCCCACUGCGAUUGCAGUCCAUGGCAUUUUAUCGCUAGCUGAGAAGCACGGACAAGUUCCAGCUUUGUCUAAGGAGCAAAUGAUUCUAUUCACCAAUUAUCUCAUGUCGCGCAAGCAUGUAUCAACUGAAAGAUCCGCUUAUCAUUUGGUGAAGACCCUGGGUGUUCUUGUGAAUAAUCACCAAAUUGUGCCAGUGACUGUGUCGCGUGUUGGACCCGUAAUGUCUGAUCGUUCGCAGCCUGUGAAGGUUGCUGUCGCGAAUGUCUUUGGCUUGCCUGUCGAAGUGAGCGAUGUUCACGUCGAUAUCGUUCCUUCCGGGUCAGAAAAAGCUGUGAAAACCAACCUGAAGAUGAAGCGUUUGGAUUCGGAUCCUAUGAUAUGGACAAUCAAUGCUGACCAACUCCCAGAAGAUAAUGGUUUUGUAAAUUUGAAUGUGAAAAUCGAUACGAAGGACAAGCGUCUAGUGGGUUUGACUAGCUCCAGCGUAGUCAUCAAGAAGAGCGAUGAUGUUACCGUAGACGACUUCAAAAUCGCAGUUGUCGAGAAGGACGAGACCAUCACGGGUGCAUCUCUCAAGAGUAUCCCACAGUUCUCCAAGCACAAGGAUGUGUUCAACGCAGACGUCACAAAGCGUAUACAGGCCACAUUCUCUGUAAAACAAAAGAGUAAAUCCGGUCUCAUACAACCACAUCAGGCGUUCAUCCUGUUCAAACAUGAGAAUGGGGACGAAGUUUAUUACACUGCUGACGCACAGAAGGAUGGAAAGUAUAUCGCUGACAUAAAUCUUGCAAAAUCUCACAAAGAUUUCGAAGGUCUAUCCGGAAAGUACACCGCUUAUCUCAUUAUUGGUGAUGCUCGCAUACGGACUCCUUUAUCUUGGGCUUUCGCUGAUUUCACCGUCACGGUUCCGCCUGUUGCUAAGAAAGAGGAACCAAAGUCGCACCGCGUUGACUAUCAGCCUAAGCCAGAAAUCAAACAUGUUUUCCGCAAACCAGAGAAAAGGCCUUCCGCAUUUGUAUCGGACACCUUCACCUUCUUCUGCCUCGCUCCCCUCCUGCUGCUUCUUAUUCUUUGGCUUCGCAUUGGCUUGAACUUCACGAAUAUGCCAGCGAGUAUUUGGACGCUGCUUUUCCACCUCGGACUGAUGGCUCUAUUUGCACUUUACUUUAUCUUCUGGUUGCGACUGAAUAUGUUUACAACGCUCAAGUACCUUGCUGGAAUAGCAGCGUUUACCUUCCUCGCUGGAAAUCGCGUUCUCAGAGCGAUUGCUGAGAAGAGGAAGCAUAAGACGGAGUAGAUCAACCACUGCCAAAUAGAUUAUCUAUAGCAAGUCCACGUAGCCUUAAUUCAUUGCCGGUUUCCUAUCUGCAGUUAUUCAUCGGAAUAGGGCUUAUCAAAUCAUGUGAAUUCCAUUCAUAUUUUUCGUGUGUAAGUUCGUCCUUAACCGGGUCAUCUUUGUUGUUUAUUUAUGGACCGGAUGAACACGAGCUCUGCUCAAAUAGCGCCUUCCGGCGAGCUUCUUUUCUUGAGACUACUCUGGUUGUUGCGAGUUGUUACGUGCACUUCUCUUCUUUGUUAAGUUCUCUUGGGAUUUCAUGCUUGUUUUUAUCAUUACGUGUGUCUAUGUGUUGAUCCAUCCACGGUUUUUUUGAGUAGUGGUGAUUAUUUAUUAUGAAGUUUUGUUUCCUGUUUGUUUAUAAUAUGAAUCAUCAAUAAAUUAUUGUUGCUUUC
This is a messenger RNA of Cylicocyclus nassatus, 2420 nucleotides long. NCBI's taxonomy places the organism in Eukaryota, Metazoa, Nematoda, Chromadorea, Rhabditida, Strongylidae. The record is from the annotation of a GenBank genome assembly.